This is a messenger RNA of Gadus chalcogrammus (walleye pollock), 1359 nucleotides long. RefSeq lists its product as uncharacterized. The record is from RefSeq and is a predicted model, not a curated record. The transcript is spliced from 2 exons. Lineage: Eukaryota; Metazoa; Chordata; Actinopteri; Gadiformes; Gadidae. Bases 12 to 875 code for a protein of 287 amino acids.
UUCAUUUCACAAUGCCUUCUUCAGCUGCAGUGUUUUCUCUAGCUUGGGUGUUAAACAUCUUUCUGAGUUUGAACGCCAAUCGGAGCAAUCCAAGAAGAAGAAGGAGAGUUUACCAAGGAUGUCUUCGACGCAUGGGAAUGCUUGUGGAUCGGUUUGAGACCGAGGGUCCGCAGUACUGCAAGCUGAAUCCUAACGUGCCCAUACUGCGGUUGUGGUUCAACGUCGAGCUUGAGCUGAAGCGGGACUUCCGCCUCAGCAGACGAGCCAUGCAUGGUCUGCAGAGGCUUCUACGGAGGGACCAGGACCAUGGUUGGGGUCAGGACCUCGAAGUCCUCAUCUAUGUGUACUGGCUGGCUCAUGGACUUUCGUAUCGGGUUGUAUCCAGCGUGUUCAAUGUGCCAAGAUCCACAAUCCAUCGGAUCGUCCACAGAGUGGCACACAGCAUAUGGGUCAACCUGAAGCGAGCCAUCUGUUUCCCACACGCAGGAGAGCUUCAGGCAAUUGGGAAAGGAUUUGCCCAGAUUUCAGGGAGCCCAGCCUUCGGCAAUGUUGUGGGUGCAAUAGAUGGCUGCCACAUCAGGAUCAAACCCCCUCUACUGCACAGAAUCGACUAUUUGAAUUACAAAGGGUUCUUUUCGUUAAAUAUGCAGGCCAUUUGUAAUUCUGAUGGUCGAUUUCUUGAUAUAUUUGUUGGCUACCCGGGGUCAGUUUAUGACACAAGAAUAAUGAAAAACAGCAGUUUUUACACGUCAAAACGGUACCCUCCCCCUGGUUACAUUCUUCUGGGUGAUGGUGGUUAUCCCUGUUUAAAUACGCCCAUCUGCCUAAUAACCCUGUACAAAGAGCCCAUUCGUGGAGGUACAGGGGCGUUUUAACUACUACCAUUCAAGGGGGCGCAGCAUCAUUGAACGGGCGUUCGGAAUGAUUAAGACCCGAUGGAGGUCGACCCUUUUCCGUGCCCUGGAGGUUCGCCUGUCUUUUGCCCCUCUUGUUAUUGCGUCCUGUGCCUUUCUCCACAAUGUGUGCCUUGAAAAUGGCGACAUGCUAGAGCCAGAUGCAGAUGCGGAACUAGAUAUGCUUGACCCCCAACCUCCCCGUGGUCCCCUAGCAGAUAACCAGACCCCUGGUAAUGUAACAAGAGACAAACUGGCUGCCAUUGUCUCGGGCAACGAGCAAGACCUAAAUGUUUAACCUGAAAUGGUAUGUAUAUUUGACAUGUUUAAAUAAAGGAUUUUUUUAAUACUAUUUGUCCCUCGUCAUAUACCUUAUUUUGAAUGUCACUUAGCUACAUGUUAAAGGUGGUAUUAGAUAAUAAUCGGUUAAGAACAAGAACACUUUAGAAGAAACACUUUAUUUAAA